Molecule: messenger RNA, 1247 nt
Organism: Elgaria multicarinata webbii
Lineage: Eukaryota; Metazoa; Chordata; Lepidosauria; Squamata; Anguidae
Gene: CACNG8
Product: calcium voltage-gated channel auxiliary subunit gamma 8
Exons: 4
Coding region: 30-1118 (362 amino acids)
Biological process (GO): neurotransmitter receptor transport, postsynaptic endosome to lysosome; postsynaptic neurotransmitter receptor diffusion trapping; transmission of nerve impulse
Cellular component (GO): postsynaptic density membrane; AMPA glutamate receptor complex
Molecular function (GO): channel regulator activity; voltage-gated calcium channel activity
Source: RefSeq, a predicted model, not a curated record
AGUCACUUAAGCGCUGGAAUGAGGAGAGGAUGGUCUGGUGUGAGAAAGGUGUCCAGAUUCUACUCACCACCGUGGGGGCCUUUGCAGCCUUUGGCCUCAUGAUCAUUGCCAUCGGCACAGAUUACUGGCUGUACGCCCGUGCCUUCAUCUGCAAUACCACCAACAUCUCUACUGAAGAAACUCCCCAGAAGGACAAGAAAGAUCCUGGAGGACUCACCCAUUCAGGGCUUUGGAGGAUAUGCUGUUUAGAAGGGCUGAAGCGAGGAGUGUGCGUGAAAAUUAACCAUUUUCCAGAGGACACAGACUAUGAUCACGACAGUGCGGAAUACCUCCUACGUGUGGUACGAGCCUCAAGCAUCUUCCCCAUUCUAAGUGCUAUCUUGCUGUUGCUGGGAGGAUUCUGCGUGGCCGCCAGCCGGGUCUACAAGUCCAAGCGCAACAUUAUCCUCGGUGCUGGCAUUCUAUUCGUUGCUGCGGGCCUUAGUAACAUCAUUGGUGUCAUCGUCUACAUCUCGGCCAAUGCCGGAGACCCUGGCACAAAACGCGAUGAUGAGAAGAAGAGCCACUACUCUUACGGAUGGUCCUUUUACUUUGGUGGCCUUUCCUUCAUUCUGGCUGAGAUGAUCGGGGUUCUAGCUGUCAAUAUAUACAUCGAGAAGAACCGUGAAGCCCACUGUAAGAGCCGCACAGAGCUACUGAAGAACCCUUCUUCAUCGUCAGCCAUCUUGCGCCUGCCCAGCUACCGUUUCCGAUACCGCCGCCGGUCGCGCUCCAGCUCCCGCUCUACUGAACCAUCACAAUCUCGAGAAACCUCACCUGUUGGCCUCAAGGGCUUCCCUUCCACCGACAUCUCCAUGUACACACUGUCAAGGGACCCCUCCAAAGCCAAUGUUAGUUCACUCUAUGGUGGUGCCAGCGAAACAGCAUCUACGGGUGCAGCAGCCCCAGGUGCAACUGGUACUGGUGGUGGGUUCUUGCAGUUGCACAACACCUUCCCCAAGGACCCUGGCGUUACUGUCACAGUGACCGGGCCUGGUGUAGCAGGUGCAACUGGCACCCUGGGUAAAGAUGCCUCCUCCAACACCAACACGCUCAACAGGAAGACAACACCAGUGUAGGGAUGGAGGUAAGAGAGGAGAGGGCAUAGGAAAGAAGAAAAGUGAAGAGAAUACACAGCUCAAAAUAUAUUGGGAGAGUCAGAGUGUUUUGAAGCGAGAAAACAAUCCACAUGCAUCCUAUCUUUUUCC